Molecule: messenger RNA, 2127 nt
Organism: Symbiodinium sp. CCMP2456
Lineage: Eukaryota; Dinophyceae; Suessiales; Symbiodiniaceae
Source: the annotation of a GenBank genome assembly
AUGUCGCCGGCUGGGGACGAGAGCUCCGAGGAGGAGAGCCAGGGCGGCCCGGAUGCUAGCCGCAUCUGCACUGAGUUGAGCACGGUGCUGGAUGCCCAGCGCCUACGUGGUGUUCCCCUGCAUUGGGCACUCCAACUGCGGCAUUGGGCGAACGUGGAAGGCCAGGUGAGUCAGGCGACAAACGCAAAGAACUACAGCGAUCUGAGUCGUCCAGUCAAGGCGCUAGACUCUUUCGUAAGCCACGACUGGGCUUCAAGCGGUUUUCUGAAAGUCCUGUCGUUGCUGAUCAUCUACAACUCCCGUGCUGCAUUUUGCACCAGCCUCGUGGUCAGUAUCCUUGUGGGAGUCCUACGGGGCUUUGGCCGGCUGCCCAACGAGCACUGGACGGUGGUCUUCGGAUUUUUCUCCUUCUUCGUCGUCUUUGGUUUUUGGCCCCAGCUCCUGAGGCCCUUCCGACGCCCCACCAUGGUCUUCGUGGACAAGCUGUGCAUUGCGCAGCAUGACGCCGGCUUGAAAAGGGACGGUAUCAUGGGAAUGCCGGCCUUCCUUCUGAACUCAAAUGAUCUCAUCAUCUUGUUCACAUCGAAUUACUGCAAGCGACUAUGGUGUUGCUUCGAGAUGGGUACGUUCUUGAAGGAUGUGUCGAGGCAGAGGAACAUCCGGAUCAUGCCCUUGAUGACAGCUCAACUCCUUUGUUUGGCUUCCGGGAUCUGGUUUCUCUUGGUCAUCGGCUGGAAUGUCCUGUAUUACGAGUUCAUUACUUUUUCGGGGGAAAUCAAGUCUGGCCAGAACCCGUUGACAACAGGCAUGGUGCUCAAUGGCGUGAUGCUGCUCGUGGCUGCUGCGGCAGUUCUGCCACUCUUCUAUCUGGGCAUCGAGCUAGUCGCGGAAAUGGACGAAGCAGUUGGGCAGCUCGCAGCAUUUUCAGUGCAGGACGCUGACUGCUUCUGCUGCUCCAUCAACCACCGGCAUCCGCGCACAGGAGCGCAGCUGCCAUGUGACAGGCAGAUGAUGUACAGCAUGCUGAGCAAGUGGUAUGCCCCCGAGCGAGAAGGAUUGGAGUCUGACCGUCUUCCUCUCGACAAGUUUGAUCUCAAGAUCCGCAAAGAGCUGGCUCCACGCAUUGUAGCGGUUGCAAGUGGCUUUGCCUUGCCCUGGAACUACACACUGUACAUGGUCGGCGCGAGCAGUGUUCCAUACAUUGCAGACCCCAUCGCGAGGUGGAUUGCCGCUUAUAACUCUGAUGAUGGCCUUUCUGGUUAUGCUUUCUUUGUUUGGAGCUUGCGAGUGGCAGCGCGGUGGGGUACAGUGGCAUUGGCCAGCCUUUUGGCGGUUCGGAUAUCUUUGCCGCUUUGGAAGCUUGGCCUCCGGGUAUGUUGGAAAGACUCGAGAAAGGUCCGUUGGCUCAUCGUGCUCUUGACCUCCAUGGUUGUAGUGAUUUUUACCUCCUUGGUCUGGGGUUCGGUUUUCUUCUCUUUGGGGCAAACCGCAGACGAUCAACUGCUUCCGGUGCUUCUUCUUCUAUGCUGGUUUCUGUGUGCUUGUGGACUCCACUGGAGGUUCUCGGCCGGCAGGAGCUUUCAUGGCAGUGAUGCGCAGACAAAGCACACCGAUCAGUCGGGAGCAACCAAGUCAUCCUGUGCUCCCUGUGAACUGGCGGGUAUUGGGAACAUCGACUGCCCGGCGAUGGGCGGUAAAGGUCCGGAAGACAACUCAACAGUUGCCGCCUGCGCCAGCCAAUGUGACGCCCCUCGCCCGGACGCGGGCGUGACCUUGGCCCCUGCAGUUGCGAACCCAGGCCUCAGCCGGGUGGCAUCGAGUCCGGAGGAAAUGGUCUCUGCGCCCGUCUCGCCACCACUGCCUCCAGCAGAAGGGGAGACCGCCCUGGCUACCAGAGCUCAGGUCGCCGACCGCAUGACUACAACAACUCCCUAUGGCAAAGCCCCCGAGUACUUUCCCAUGGUUGUCUACCGCAGCCCCGGCGACGCUGUGGCCACGAAACUCCCGGCGGUUGGGAAUCCGGACUUGCCCUGGCCUGUGGAGCUGCCGGCGCUUCUGCAGGAGCGCCUUAGAGUUGGGGUUGGCUGGGUCUCCGAACAAGAAGAAGGGCGGAGAAGAACCAGAUGA